Lingula anatina is the source of this 1855-nucleotide messenger RNA. RefSeq names its product dickkopf-related protein 3. Lineage: Eukaryota; Metazoa; Brachiopoda; Lingulata; Lingulida; Lingulidae. Gene Ontology annotation, molecular function: co-receptor binding; receptor antagonist activity. The record is from RefSeq and is a predicted model, not a curated record. Gene Ontology annotation, biological process: negative regulation of canonical Wnt signaling pathway; multicellular organism development. Gene Ontology annotation, cellular component: extracellular region.
UGUCUCCCGCUGGUCGGUGGCAGUUUUAUGACAGCAAGAUCAACAUUUUACAACUCAGCCUCCGCGAGGCAGGCGAUCAGAGAGAGUGAGGCUGGCAGGGAAGAUUCGCGAGUUCCCAUUGGUCCAAACCUUGUCACGUGUCUGACAGGCCACUCGUGGCCCACUUCAACAUGCCAGAGCCAACAAUAUUGUUUUCUUCAAUUACCCUUCAAUUACCAAUUAGUCUUGACAAAUGAUGGUUUAAAUGUCUGUCCCUGUCAAUGCAGGGAACAGACAAAUUUAGACGGCAAACAGGGAACUACUAGGCUACUUCUUGAGUUUCCUUCGCUAGAAAAAAUAUACAACUACAGUAACACGGAGAGAACAUGUGCGCUUGUUCGGGAAAAUUCACGAUGGAUUUUAACACAGUUUUUACGACAAUUGUGGUUUGGAAUUUUUUCCUGGCAACUUUCUGUGAUGCUUACAUUUGGAAUAUUGCAUGGGGAUCUAUUGGAACAGACGAGGAUCUUAGCAACCACCCUAAAAAUAUAUACAGAGACGCUUUGGAAAGACCGCAGUUGGAUGAACCUACGUACCCAUUUGACCCAUGUACGACAGAUAAAUCUUGCGGGCGUCACAGAUUCUGCGACAAAUUCUACGGAACAUGCGAGCCCCACAGGCGGGAAGGCGAUGCGUGUCGAAGGGACGGUCACUGCCAAAAGGGUUUCGACUGCAUGUUUGGAAAGUGCCAAAAAUCACAGAAAGCUGGCGAAUUAGGUGCCCGUUGCAAGCAUGACCGUGACUGCGGCAGUAGCAUGUGCUGCGCUCGACAACACGGGGAAAAAGUUUGCAAAGCCAAGCUUCAACUUGCCGAGAACUGCUACGUUCCUAAGGGUGGCCUAGACUACAGUCUCAACGAACUCUGCCCGUGCGAUAAAGGGCUCAUUUGUAAAGACACUGGAAGAAAAACACCCAGAGAGGAGGAACUCACUUGGCAGUACUGGAGUUCGUUCGAGCACAUGAAGUGCGCUCACCCAUGAGCAUUCGCAGUCUUCUCCGUCUGUCUUCUCUACCACAAUUUGCCACUAACGCUCAAAGCCAAUAUUGGAUAUGCUUUUAUGAAUUGCAUGUAAAUAAUCCUGGACUGGACUUGUAAAUAGAAAUACCAAAACUUUGUACAUAGAAUUGAUUAUUUACAUCAGUGAUGCCAAAUAUGAACGGUUCAGGAAAAGUUGAUUGCUAUGAACGCUUGCUUACGGACGCAAUUCCCGUACUUUGGAUCCGUAUUCUACGAAAAAGUUACUUACUAAUUGGAGAAAUGGACGGGUUAUGAACAGGACACAUUCUACAUUUUAUCCACAGUGGAAAUGCUGGAAGAGCGGCAUUUCAUAUCAGUAGAAAGGCCAAAAGUUAAAGAAGCUGCUCGGUCUUGAGAACGGUGAAUAAACCCUAGGCAGGGUGUUUCGGGAAUUGUCAUGUUAUGAACAGAAUUUCGCAACAGAUUUUUUUUUAUUGCGAAUAAGUAAUAGCCUAUGCAUUUGCAAAAAAAUGUUUUCAGUAUGAUCAUCAACUUCAAUGGCGCUGAUUUCGUUUUAAUUAACAAAUGGAUAUGAAAUUCCACAAAAUGCUAAAUAUCUGUACAUAUGUAUAAAUUAAAAAAUUGUAAAUAAGAUUUAUUGUAAAUAAGUAAAUAUUUCUACAUAAGUCAUGUGGCGGGCCAUAGAGAGGCAAUUUAUAUGUUAAUAUCUGCUGGCCUGAGAUGCAAUAAAUUUAUGGAACCUGAAUGAUUACAGAUGUGAAGAGUAAUGGUUUUGAAAGAUGUUUAUUUAUAUAUUUUUGAAGAUUCAAGUAAGAUUAACAUUAAAGACACAUUUUU